This is a messenger RNA of Drosophila ananassae, 2955 nucleotides long. It is a transcript of the gene exu, whose product is annotated as maternal protein exuperantia. Gene Ontology annotation, biological process: bicoid mRNA localization. The transcript has 5 exons. Gene Ontology annotation, molecular function: RNA binding; protein homodimerization activity. The coding region runs from base 244 to 1770 and encodes 508 amino acids. NCBI's taxonomy places the organism in Eukaryota, Metazoa, Arthropoda, Insecta, Diptera, Drosophilidae. The record is from RefSeq and is a predicted model, not a curated record.
CUGUGAAUUCGAACAAAUUUUGUGGAUUUUCGAGACAGUCAGGUGCAGCAAAAAAUAAUUCAUUUCGUUUUAGUUAGUCGUACGAUUUGUUUCUUAUUUGUGAAAGCUCGUCGAACGGAAGCAAAUCUCGCUUUACCCUUUUGAAAAAUAAAGGAAAAAGUUCGUAAAAAGCGAAGGAGCCCAUCGAGAUCAACACGAAAAGGAGUUCAAAUAAAGAUUGCUUCCCUCAGAUCUUAUACCAAAAUGGUUGCCGAUAACAUCGAUGCAGGAAUUUCUAUUGCCGUUGCCGACCAAUCCUCGUCGGCUGCAGUGAGCAAGGAUGAUCUUCCGGCUGGCAACUACAUCCUGGUAGGUGUGGACAUUGACACCACUGGACGUCGUCUAAUCGAUGAGAUUGUCCAGCUGGCCGCCUAUACCCCCACUGAUCACUUCGAGCAGUAUAUCAUGCCGUAUAUGAAUCUGAAUCCAGCUGCGCGUCAGCGCCAUCAAGUUCGUGUUAUUUCGAUUGGUUUUUAUCGUAUGCUGAAGUCGAUGCAGACCUACAAGAUAAUCAAAUCUAAGUCGGAGAUCGCUGCCCUAAAGGACUUUCUCAACUGGUUGGAGCAACUUAAUGCCAAGACAGCCGGUUCGGAUGGCAUUGUCCUGCUCUAUCAUGAGGAGCGCAAAUUCAUUCCGUACAUGAUCCUGGAGUCACUCAAGAAGUACGGACUUCUGGACCGCUUUACCAAGACGGUAAAGUCAUUUGCCAACAGCCUGAACCUAGCGAAGGCCUCCAUGGGCGACACCAACAUCAAGCACUACAGCCUGCGCAAGCUGUCAAAGAUGUUGACCAAGGCCAAAGAGGAUGGAUCCACCGGAUCUGGAUCGACCAGCGAGAGCAACGUCGCCGACAGCAGCAAUAGUAGCAGUAGCAACAUUAACGACAAGCGAUCUCCCAAGAAUGGCAUCCAGUUCGAGCGGGACCAGUUCGAUGGCAAUGCCAGUGUUCGUGCUAAGCUGGCCUUCAAUGUGGCCCUCCAGCUUAGCAACUCUGACCGUAAGGCCGAGCCAGAGUCAUCGGAGGCAUUGACCAAUCUCUUCAAUGCACUGAAGCCAUUCGCCAAGUUGGUUGGUUCCGAUGUCCAGGAGCUGGACACCCAAAACGAAAAUCUGGAGCGCCAAAACUCCUUUCGCCCGGUCUUCCUCAACUACUUUAAGACCACAUUGUAUCACCGGGUGCGGGCCGUCAAGUUCCGCAUUGUGCUAGCGGAAAACGGCUUUGAUCUGAACUCCCUCAACGCCAUCUGGACGGAUAAACGUACUGAAGGCUUGGACAUGGCCCUGCAGUCAAUCGGGACGCUGAAGAACGAGGAUAAGACUGAGCUAUUAGAGCUGUUGGACAGCUUUUUCGACCCCAACAAGACUACAAUUAAGCCGGUUGUCAAGUCAAAUAACAACCGCCGCCGCAAUCGUCGCACUACUGGUCCGCCAACAAAGAAUGGAGCGGCCAGUUCCCGUUCGGCUAGCGCCGAAUUUGGUGCCGGAGGUGAUAAAUCGCAAAGCGUAUCCUCUGUACCAGAUUCAACCACUAAGUCGCCGUCACCGAAUAAGACGGCUGGUCGUCCGCAGCGCAAGCGCAACUCCCGCCACAGCAUGAGUGGUGCCAACGGUCUGAAGGUGGCGGAAACUUCAUCCUCGAAGGGUGAGCUCAACAAUACGGCUCCAGCUGCCGUAACCUCAAACGUUCCACCACCUUCGACCGCUCCGGUGGCCAUUGCGGCCUCCAACUAAAGCAUCGUUUCGUGUCUCCGCAACUAAUUCAAAUUCGAUAAACAUAUAGGACGAGUAGAACACACAAUCACAUCGAAAAGAGACAAAUGAAGAACGAGAGACACUUUAAAAACUAUAUGCGAACUUUUUUCCUUUUUUGAAGAACUAACACAGAUUGGAAACAAGCUCAAAAUUUUAGUGUAAUGCGAAAUUUAAAGUGCACCGCCACGCCAUAACCACGCAAGCGAUAAACUCACGAGAAUAGGAAGUUGGUGAAUGGAUAAUGUGAGUGGACCGUGAACUGUGAACCCGUAAACUGUGACCGAUGACCGGUGAAGAGUGACACGGCUUCCAAUUGCUGUUUAGAAAAGAAAAAGAGUGAACUGUUAAUCGAGAUGUUGAGAACCACUGUGGAUUCGAUGUGCAGUCCCGGCGAGUAGCAUUGGAGGAUGCUGCGCCCGCCCACUGUAAACACACGAUAACAAUGAUCGACACCGUGGAGCAAUAGCAAUAUGCACGCAAUUAUAUUUUAAGAAAUCUGAUCGUACGAUUAUAAUGUAGUGGAGAGAAAGAAAAAGAAAAAAGGAACCGCUGAACAAGAUAAUAAUAAUUGUACAGAGUUCAAUAACCGCAGCGUUUAGGCAUAGUUUUCCAUGCGGACCGAUGCACCGAUGUCGUACCAGGAUGGGCGAUUGGAAAAAUAUGAUCCAUAAAAACGCCUCGAUGAAAUUUUUGCAUUGGACAGGCCUUGCGCACACUUUGGUACUCGGUUUCGACGAAUAAGAUAUGAAAUCUGAGGCUCCAACAACCCUCCCCCCCCACAAGAAACCAAUAUUAGAAGAAAUAUAUAUAAAACAAUAACAAUGAAUUAUGAACCAGGCCUGGUCCAAUGAUCAAAACUUUCACUUUGAAGCUUAAGCACACAGAACAAAGCUACCGUUAAUCCACACACGCACGCAUACGAUAAUACAUUCUUUACACUCGCCACGGAUAAUGCACACAUUUCGCACAUAUAUAAAUCCUAGAAUGAUGAACGAAGGAGAAACUAAAAGCUGAAUCACGGUACCUGUCAACAUUUAAGUAUUUCAAGCUGUAUUUCAUAAGUGUUUCAUGGUAGCAUAACGUUUCACGAAUUCCAAAUGCAACUGCGAUUCCCAAUGUAAAUCUCAAGAGCGUGAAUAAACGACUAUAAUCUAAAAAUGUAAA